Molecule: messenger RNA, 963 nt
Organism: Emys orbicularis (European pond turtle)
Lineage: Eukaryota; Metazoa; Chordata; Testudines; Emydidae
Product: protein B4
Exons: 5
Coding region: 1-963 (320 amino acids)
Biological process (GO): nucleosome assembly
Cellular component (GO): nucleosome
Molecular function (GO): DNA binding
Source: RefSeq, a predicted model, not a curated record
AUGGACCUCAAGCCAGCUGAAGUAACAAGAGUGGCCAGAAUAUCCAGCAUCUUUGACCAUAAGACUAGAGCUAACCACCCGCCAACUCUAAGCAUGGUGAUUGAAGCUCUGAAGGCCCAAAAUGAGAAAAAGGGCACUUCUGUCAUAGCCAUCAAGCGCUACAUCCUUGCCAAGUACCCAGCUGUUGACCCAAUAAGGCUAAAAUAUCUGCUGAAGAAGGCCCUGACUAAAGGUCUUGACCAUGGCUACCUGAUCAGACCCCAGAACUCUUUGGCAUUAGGGGCAACUGGAAGGUUCAAGCUAGCAUCAGAAAAGCCCAAGCUUAAAAAAACCUCUAGGAACAUGGAUCCAGCUGGAGAAAAGGCUCCUAAAUCAGAAAAGAAGGUGGCAAGGAAACCCAAAGCCAAGGAGACUGCUGACAAAAAAGCAGGAAGUAAAGAUGUGAAGGAGGAGAAACCAAAACCUGUGAGCAAGAAACCCAAGGCAAAAUCCACUAAUGCCCAGCCCAAAGCUCCUGCUAAGCUGAAGACACCCAGUGAUGCUCGAAACAUUGUGAAAGGUGACAAGAAACCAAGUACAAAACAGGCACCUCAAGCCAGGGCAGCUGGGCCCAAGAAAGCCACCUCCAAAGGGAAGCCCGUCUCAGAAGCAGAUGGUGCCUCCAAAGGAGAGGCAGAGCAUGGAGACAAGAUCAGCACUUCCAAAGCCAAGGGGGCAGCUCCUGGGGCCACGGGGGCUGCAAAAGCAAAGGUGACUAAAGGUGGAAAUGGGCCGGCCAAAGCAAAGGCCGCUGGUGGGACAAAGAAAACCACUGCCAAAGGGAAGCCUGAGGCAAAGGGCCCUGUGAAAGGCAAGGGGAAGAAACCUGAGGCAGCCACAGGCUCUCUGCUCAGCAAAGAGAAGGAUGCAGGAGAAGGUAAAGCCUCUAAAACCGGCAGCAAGCUUAGCAAGAAAGCAAACUAG